Molecule: messenger RNA, 1115 nt
Organism: Solanum tuberosum (potato)
Lineage: Eukaryota; Viridiplantae; Streptophyta; Magnoliopsida; Solanales; Solanaceae
Product: putative GEM-like protein 8
Exons: 4
Coding region: 262-909 (215 amino acids)
Source: RefSeq, a predicted model, not a curated record
GACAUUUUCAAAAUCUUUGCAGCAAAUUGAAAAAUAUGCUAUUUCGAUGACCCAUAGCUGAAUCAUGCAACAGUUAAUAGUUAAAAGAUUCAUCAACUUGUCCCAAACUGCUGCAUAUAUAUACAGUACUGCAAGGAAUGUUCUUAAACCAUCAACCAAAAACAUAAUAAUAUCUCAAGUACCUUCACAAUAUAGCCAUUUUCUCCAAAAUCAGAAGUCACAGUGAAGAACUUAUUCGGUAGAAAUGAGGUGAGUGUUCCCAUGAGUUCAGCAGUAUACUCAUUUGAACGGCAGCCAAAAAGACUACUGUCUCUAUCUGCUUGCCAAGACCAUCUUCCAUCUGCAACUUCAAAAUACUUGCCUAAAAUAAAGCAAAGAAAAUCUGUAAUUAGUAAGAUGAACAAACUUGGAGAAAGGAUGGACUGUCUUGCACAAGGCAUCCGUGAGCAUGUGAGCCUUAGCCCGAAGCUAACGGAGACUGUGAAGGGAAAAUUGAGCCUUGGGGCAAAAAUUCUUCAAGUAGGAGGAUUGGAGAAAAUAUUUAAGCAGAAGUUUAGUGUUAAAGAUGAUGAAGAGCUAUUGAAUGUUUCUCAAUGCUAUUUAUCAACUACAGCUGGUCCAAUAGCAGGCCUUCUCUUCAUCUCUACCGAAAAGAUUGCUUUCAGCAGUGAGAGAUCAAUAAAGCUCUUAUCUCCAACUGGAAAGUUGCUUAGAAUCUACUAUAACGUAUCGAUCCCAAUAAGUAAGACAAUGAAAGCAAAAGAGAGUGAAAAUAGGGAAAAGCCAUCACAGAAGUAUAUACAAGUAAUUACAGAGGAUGAUUUUGAGUUCUGGUUUAUGGGAUUCCUUAAUCAUCAAAAAACUCUGAGAUAUCUGCAGCAGGCAAUUUCAAGUAGUUCAAGCAGCUAAGAAGACAGCUUCUUCUUCAUUAGGAAAUACGCCAAUUCAUCAAUGUAAAAUAUAGAUGCAAAAAUGAAUGUAAAGAUCUUUUCAAACUUGUAAUUAGCUCAAUUCCUCAAAGGAGGCUUUAGGUUUCUUAGGCUUUGAGCUGUUGCUGCCAACACAAAUGUAUAGAAUUAUUGUAAAACUAAUGCAGUCAGAAGGCUAAUUCAUCU